This is a messenger RNA of Metschnikowia bicuspidata var. bicuspidata NRRL YB-4993, 3055 nucleotides long. RefSeq lists its product as uncharacterized. The transcript is spliced from 2 exons. The record is from RefSeq and is a predicted model, not a curated record. Lineage: Eukaryota; Fungi; Ascomycota; Pichiomycetes; Serinales; Metschnikowiaceae. Gene Ontology annotation, cellular component: NatC complex. Gene Ontology annotation, biological process: N-terminal peptidyl-methionine acetylation. Bases 416 to 2722 code for a protein of 768 amino acids.
ACCGGUUCAUGAUGAUUCAAGGUAUACACUCAGAAAGACAGGAAGUGAGCUCCUCAAGUCCCUUCCAACCAUCUGAGUUGAACCAAAUCUUACAGAAGAUUUAUCCUAGGAAUUGAUGGCGUAAUAAUGCAUACCAAGAGGUCCGUCUAGGCCGGGAUUAACGGAAGGAGGGGGGCCCGGUUUAGGUUCAAGUCUAAUGGCAUUUAAAAGGUUCUUUAUCUAUUAUUGCAUAUUUUAGUUUGGUGGAUGAAACUACCGAAAAAAAGAGUCUUGAUUGUGUUUUGUUUCUCAGUGUUUGUAUUGUCUGGUCGUCCUUCACCGCGCAUUCAACUUUUCAGUGUUGAACCUUCGUGACUUUCACAGCAGUGUACGGGUAACAUCGGCUUCUUUUUUUCCCACACCAAUUUUGAAUGAAAUGACUAAUACCAAAUAUGUUGACGUCACCACCGAGUUUUUCGAUGCUGUGAAGCAAAUGGAGCCAGGCAAAGUUAAUGUGAUCUCGUCCUUUGAUAUGCUAGAAGGUGCGCGUGCGUUAGAAAUGGGGAAUCCUAGGCUUGACACAGGCCUCCUUGAGCUAAGUCAAGAGGAGAUCAGGUUUGAUGCAAGUGGGGGCCAAACACUUCCGACAGUUGUGUCGAUUAUGAACAAACUUUUCAUUCUUUAUAUGAGCUGGUUAAGCGGACUGUCACUUCUGGUGACUGUUCUUAGUUGCCGUUACAUGCUUGAUUUUCUUCAGAGCUUUCGUACAAAUGGUCAGCUUCAAAAGGCAAGAUUCACCAAUCCCCGGCUACAUCCCGCGGAUUACGAACCUGCGAGUAACACGAAUUCCCAGCUUGUCAACAUUGUUCUUCGUGCAUUUGUCAUUGGUCUCUGUAAAACCAUUGGGUUUUCUUUGAACGUCGCAAAAAAUGUGCUAUACGACGAGGAAGACAUCGUUACUAGAUCUAUGAACGUUGAUUUCCUUAGUCUGGUUUCGCUUCGAAUUGCCUCUGCAGAGAUCGAGGAGGCAGAAAUCUGGCUCCAACAACAAACCCAAUUGAAGAAUGAGAGGGCCUUUGCUAUUGCAGUCAAUCAGCUAAAGUUAAUCAAAACUUUAGUGCAAUUGGAAAAUGUUUUGAGAAUAGAUGUUCAAUUGUUUAUGGAACCCAAGUCCUGGGGGUUCCCACCCACAGCUUCAUCUCUCCAAGUCAUAAAGCUGUUUGAAGCAGAAUGCUUCGAAGAUUACCCUUUGGCAGCCUUUUCCAGACUUGUUCAACUCGAUUGUGACAAUAAGCACCUUCCGUCCAAAAAUGUUGAAAUCACUCAAAUGGAGGCCUACCGUGGUUUGGCAAAUUUUAUUUCCUCGAUUGAUGAAAUGAUCAAAAAUUUCACACUCAUGAAAAAUGUCUCACAACUUCAAACGUACUUGAGACACAACAUUGGCUUUGACUUAGCAAAGGGCGCCAAUGCUCUCACUAGAGGUAUUUUCCAGCUUUAUUUUAUUCGUGAUGACAGAUCGAUUGCUGGUCUGAAUGAAGAUUUGGGUUCAAUAACUACUAUGCUCCUUCAAACAAUAUCUCUAUGCGGAAAUUCCAUCAUGGACCCUACCCAAUGGAACAUAAAGAACUCAAAAAAUGUGGAGAACACAAAAGCCGCGUGUUUAAACAAAAUGGCCGAACUUUUAAAUGAUUUAGAAGCAGCAAGUCUUCACAAAUUAGGUGCAUAUGGAAACAAUAGAUGCCGCCAACGCCAAGUCAACAAUAAAAAUAUUCUAUUGUGGGACUCUUUACAUUUCAACGCCGAGACCAUCGAGACGGAAUUGUUCAGUUAUGGAAUUGGGGACAGACUUUCGCCAGCUUGUUCUGAUCAACCUGCCUAUGGUAUAAGUUCAUAUAUCUUUCUUGAGAAGCUUGAUACGAUGAUUGAUGUUGCCCUCAGUGGCUUUGAACAGGACCUUUACAAGCUGCACGAAUCCUCAGUCAUGUAUUGGUUUGUCUCCAAUUUGUGCUUUCAAGCUCAUGAGCUCAUCACAAAGAGAAUCAUCAAGAUUAAUGAUGGGAAGCUAUUGUCUAUUCAAGCCUUACCCAAAAAAAUAAAAGGGACCAAGGCUGGACCAAAAAAAGAGGCAUUGAGAAUGGAAUACUCUCGCAUGAAGGAGCAUUCUGUACCGAUACUCACAGAUAAUGUCUUAUUCCAUCAGAAGUUUUCUGCCUUGAGCCACCUAUCCAUGUACCAUUUGACAAAGGGGAUAUCAUCAGCAAUUGAAAUUAUGACUAUAACGGGCGGAACUGGAGAGACGAAGUCCUACUUGGCGCUGGAUGAGAAGCUUUAUAAUUUACGCAUGAAACCCUGGUCCUCGAUCGGCGUCCCUGAGGUGCCAAGUCAUGAAGAGUACCUUAGGUCUCAUCAAUCAAUAUUAGAAUUACGCGGUCUACCUGAUUCUGAACGGAAGCAGAAACUAUUGCCACUAAUUCGUAUUGCGAGACUUCAGCUUGAGAAAGCAACCAGCUGUUGUGAAGAGCUUUGUCACAAUUUGGAGACUGAGCCCGUCUUGAGAGAGAGAACUCGAAUUGGGAACAAAUGCGAGGUUGCUUCAUGGUACAACAAUUUGAGAAAAACUUGCGAAGCUUAUAAAGCCCAACUAAGCCGUCUAGAGUCUAAAAUUCAUAUGCUGUACAAGUUAAGACGGUCGGAAGGUUGCUCGCCGUACUUUCCCAUCUACUCUCUUGUGCAACAGAACUAAAUAUCGAUGGCAUUGAUGACUGAUUCAAGUUUGUAUAUACAAUCAUGUGACCAUUGGUCCGUCUUACUUGCAAAAUGUGGGAAAAAUUAAGGCCUCAAUACCCAUUUUCAAUUUCUGUUGCCUGUGUACUUGGUUUAAUAUCUUCCGGGUGCUAUCCACUCAAUUUUAUGUCCCGAGCCUGUGCGGGUGCAAGCUUUGAAAAAGAAAUGGGGCACACGGGUAUGAGCCCUGUCUAUGGUGAAGAGAAAUCCCACGAUAUCAAGAAAAAAAGAAACUUUAUGACUCGAAAUAACCUAUAUUUUUGAGUGUUUAAGAACAUAGAGAUCAUCAGAA